ACCAGGCGAUCAUAAUUUACCUAUGAUAUAUAGAUGGUUUAAACAUGGUAUAUAUUAUGAUAAUGGUAGAAUACUACAAAAUAGAGAUGUUGAUGUAACUGAUAUACGAGAUGAUAUAAUCUGUAUAGCUACAGAUGAUCCGGAUUGUAAAUCUACUUUGAAAGAAUUAACAGUUGGUUCUAGAUUAAACACAGUUAUUGGGGACAGAAGAUGUAAUGAUGUUCUGGGUUUCUCAAAUAAUUUUAUUCUACAACCAGAAUUGACAGACCCUGAUUGUUGUCCACCAGCAGAAAGCUCAAUGUCAAGUGAUGACGUCGCUCUAGUGGACGUUGGUGAAAGGGUAAUAUUACUAAGGGAGAUAACUGGGUAUCCUAGACCUUCAAUUGAAAUGGAAUCGAUGAUAUUACCAGUAGGGAUUAACCGUCAUUAUCGAUAUAUUAAUUAUACUCUGAUUAAUACAGCUAAACAACACCAUUAUAAUCUUAGUCUUUCUGUAUAUGUUGUUACCAAAGAUUACAUUGGUAAAUACUGUAUUUACUUAAAGAACAAGUAUGGAGUCGUGCAGGUUUGCCACAUACUAAUGCAGGCUACCAAUGAUGUAAUUAAUAGUUCUACUGGAAUUGUUAUUAUCAUUUCUGUUAUUGGACCAUUUCUAUUAAUAACUGUCUUUAUAAUUGGUUUAGUUUUUGUCAAGAAAUGUUUUAAUAGUAUGGCUCCCAAUACAAGAACCAAUCCUCUUGAACAUCAUUAUGAACAAGUUACCAUGCAACAAUUUUCUACAGAUCUUACUACACUAAAUGUGCCUUCUAAUAGAACACUUUUACAUGACAGGGAAUCUGUAAUCACUUCUUCAACGCAAGUAUUUCCCGAAUAUAUACGACCUGUUUCAUUGAUUGUCAACGGACUACCGCAUUAUGACCAGCAAGAAAAUUUACUUCAUGGGGUCGAAGAUAAUAGUGAUAAUGAAGAUUCUGGUGAUGAUAGUGUUAAUGAUACGAAUUCAGCUUCCCUGUGUAUGAACUCUCCCUCAUCAGUACCAAAUGUUUAUGAAAAGCUCAAUAAAAAUACCCGAAUCAGACAAAUAAAUCUGUACAAAAAACUUAAAUGGUAAACUUCAAAAUUCAUCUCUAAUGCAUCCAGAACAUCACCAUAUACAAGACGUAUUAGAGAACUGAUGAACUAUCAGAAAUUGAACGGACAUAAUGAAGGCAAUUAACAGGACAGCCUUUCGAAAUAUUCUUCGUUAAACAUCCAACAUUAAUAUAUUACUUAAAGCGGAAUUAGGUAUGAUUGAUAAAGCGACGACAGUUCUCGCUAUAAUCGUUAUAAUAGCUAAAAAAAAUACAAUGCAAACGGAAUGUUACAAAAUGCUUCACUCUGAAUCUCACUAUCGGCGAUACGCGUGUAAUCUAGCCGCGAUUGUAAUUUCUACCGUUGUUACGUUAAUAAACAUCCACGAUUAUCCACUUUUACGGUAACCGCAUCAACAGCCAAACGCAUUUAAAUAUAUUUAAUAUCGAGAAUUGAUUAUGAUCUUGGCAGGUUAAUUAAUAUCUAAUUAAAGAUACAUUAUGGGAGAUUAGAUAAAGAUCUGGCAGUUCUCACUAUAAUAGUUUAAACCUAGAUAAUGUAAGGGGGAUUUGCUGAAAAUUUCAGUCAAAUUGAUCCACUCUGAACCGAGUAUUUAGCGAUUGAAAUUUGGGCCUAGCCUCGGUCAUCAUUACUAAAGUCGGUACGAUAACAAACAUAGUCUCGAUUAUCCAAUUUUUGAAUUAAUCAGAAGCAGCCGACCGAGUUCGAAUCCAGUAAAAAUCGCAGCCUAGCGAUGCCACCGUGAGUUGAUUAUGGUCUGGAUAAGUUAAUUCAUGUCUAAUAAUUUAGAUAACAUUUUAGGCUCAAAGAAUGACCUGCAAUUGGCAGAUUUAGCUCUUGCAUAUAUGUUUAAUAAUUUAUAUAAUAUUUAUGGUCAAAAUAAAGAGCUGUCAUAGGUAGAUUUAGCUCUUUCAUAAUGCCAGUUUAAUGUAAAUAUCUUUUUUGUACAGAUUUAAUUCGAUGCUUUUGUUAAAGUUUAUUCUAUUAUAUCCUUAUAUUUUAAGACAACGUUGUGGAAUCGAUAAUUGCUUUAUAUGCUUCUCGGAUUAUCAAGUUGUUUGGGAAGGUGGG
Molecule: messenger RNA, 2163 nt
Organism: Patella vulgata (common limpet)
Lineage: Eukaryota; Metazoa; Mollusca; Gastropoda; Patellidae
Exons: 5
Coding region: 23-1111 (362 amino acids)
Source: RefSeq, a predicted model, not a curated record